Messenger RNA from Fonsecaea multimorphosa CBS 102226, 1203 nucleotides. RefSeq lists its product as uncharacterized. Gene Ontology annotation, molecular function: SNAP receptor activity. The record is from RefSeq and is a predicted model, not a curated record. The coding region runs from base 1 to 1203 and encodes 400 amino acids. The transcript has a single exon. Lineage: Eukaryota; Fungi; Ascomycota; Eurotiomycetes; Chaetothyriales; Herpotrichiellaceae. Gene Ontology annotation, cellular component: SNARE complex; endoplasmic reticulum. Gene Ontology annotation, biological process: retrograde vesicle-mediated transport, Golgi to endoplasmic reticulum.
AUGUCUCUAUCCCUGUCGCAACGCCUCCAAGCACUUGCAGACUCAUACAAAGAGAUACUCUCCCAAAUUCAAGAACUCCGCAGGUUUUCGGCCAGCUCUUAUCCCUCCGGCAAUCCAGAUGAACGACGUCUCGAGCUCGCUACUGAAAUCCAUGACAAUCUCAAGGAACAAGAGGAUAGACUAGAAAUUCUACGACAGGAAUUCGAAGACGAUGCUAUCCCGAAUCACCGACGAGACCUCUCGAGUCGAGAAAGCGAGCGGGAGAGAAACGCGGACUUGCUAGCGCGACUCUCGGAGGACCUGAAGAGCGCGCGAGCCAAUUUUCGAAAAGCACAACUUCAAGCGAAGAGGACCGCAGAUGCAGAAAAGCGCAAGGAGAGAGAACAGUUGUUUGCAGAUCGGAAACAAGAUGGCGGCAAACAGCAAGCCCGAGGACGGGCUACACAUGAGAAAUUGACGCAGGAUGAACUAGCCCUGCGCGCUGCGGAAGACGUUACGAUCGCGCUACGGAGGGUCCAUAAUCAACUCGAAGGAGAGCUCUCGGUCUCACAGUUCGCUCAACAGACUUUGGAAGAGAGUCAACAGGCGCUGGACAGCUUGUCGUACAGUUACGCGGGGACCACGGAUUUAUUGAAAGCGAGCAGGGGAUUCGUGGGUCAGUUGGUCCGCAGCAACAAGUCGGAUACUUGGUUCUUGAAGUCGUCCUUCUACAUACUUGCUGCGACGAUAUGCUGGCUCUUCUACAGAAGGAUCCUCUACGGGCCGAUGAUGUUGUUUAUUUGGUGGCCCCUGCGGAUCAUGUGGUGGGUCACUCUGAAAAGCUUUGGAGUCGUGGGACUGGGUGGCAGGUCCGAGGUUGUGACAUCGCCUGCUCCUUCAGUGCCUUCUCUCACAGUCUCAAUGCCUGGCAUGAAUGCAAGAGGCAUGCCUACGCACAAAUCCAACGUUUAUUUCAAAAGCAUGGAGCUGCCGGCGAAAGGUGGAGGUGCGAGAGGACCGCCGCCAGAGAUUCCGCAACAGCAAACUUCGCCCGAAGAGGCUGCUGACAGCAUGAUUGAGAGAAUCGGAAGGAUGAUGGAAGAUCAGGGGACGAACGUGGAUGAUAUUACGGAUGAAGAACGAAGGGCGCAACAAGACCAGCCCAGAAAUACGAAGAAGAGGAUGAUGGAGGUAGACGUCGAGCAAGCGAGGGAUGAGUUAUGA